Molecule: messenger RNA, 987 nt
Organism: Aspergillus melleus
Lineage: Eukaryota; Fungi; Ascomycota; Eurotiomycetes; Eurotiales; Aspergillaceae
Exons: 6
Coding region: 1-987 (328 amino acids)
Molecular function (GO): iron ion binding; monooxygenase activity; heme binding
Source: RefSeq, a predicted model, not a curated record
AUGCUAGGUAGACUGGAUGUCUUCGGGAAGAACGUAUCGUCGGUCGAAGGUCCGGAGUGGAAGCGUCAUCGUAAAUUGGUUGCGAAAGCAUUCCAUGAGAAGGUAAACGAGGCUGUGUGGGCCGUGUCCGCCAAGCAAGUCAUUGCAGUUCUGAAUAAAUGGGUCAAUGCCCAGUGCGUUCAUACGACCCAGUCCGAUAUGACAACAUUGAGCGUGAACGUUCUUUUCGAAUCCUGCAUCGAUGCCAGCGAACGCAUUGAAGAAAACCGGCACAACGUUGAAUCUUGUCAGUACCACCUGACUGCAUUUCUGAAUGAUAUUGUGCGCCCUCGGCCUGUCGGAUAUCGGGAAAGACGAAAAAUUAAAGCAAACAUCAAGGCGCUUGGUUGUUGCCUAAACGAAAUUGUUGAGAACAGAUUAUCAUAUUCGGGUUCGAAUGUUCGAGCGGACUUGUUAUCCUUCUUGCUCAAUUCUGCAGACGACGUUGGCCUGGCGAACAGGGAAAUCACGGGAAACCUGUUCAUGGUCAUGUUUGCUGGACACGAGACUACUGCUAAUGCCUUGCUGUACAUUAUUUAUCUCCUAGCCAUUUUUCCCUCUUAUCAAGACUGGGCUAUCGAGGAGGUUGAUGGAAUAUUUGCCAAGACGAAGCCAUCCGACGGAGUGGACUAUAGUCAGACCUAUCCCCGCAUCGUCAGGUUGCGGGCGGUUCUGUACGAGACGCUGAGGCUCUACGGCCCUGUUCCUACUAUCUUCCGAACAACAAGCAGCAGUGAUCAAUUAGUUCGACUAUCUGAGGGGCAGCUUAUAGUCCCCAGGAAGACUCAAGUGAACAUCAGCGCUAUUGACAAACACUGCCUCGAAUGGGGAGACAAUCUGUCGAAGUAUUUGCGGUUCUCCUACAUCUGCUACGAAGGCACCGUGUUGAAAUCGUCCCUCAACCUGGCCAGGAUAUUAAGGAGGCUCAAAAGCAUGCCUAUUCCCUAA